This is a messenger RNA of Bombina bombina (fire-bellied toad), 2175 nucleotides long. RefSeq names its product delta like canonical Notch ligand 3 (gene DLL3). The transcript is spliced from 8 exons. NCBI's taxonomy places the organism in Eukaryota, Metazoa, Chordata, Amphibia, Anura, Bombinatoridae. The record is from RefSeq and is a predicted model, not a curated record. Gene Ontology annotation, biological process: establishment or maintenance of epithelial cell apical/basal polarity; multicellular organism development; Notch signaling pathway. Gene Ontology annotation, molecular function: calcium ion binding. Gene Ontology annotation, cellular component: plasma membrane; protein-containing complex.
AUGUAUUCUAACAAGGCCACUAUAUUCUCUAUCUCACUGUGUUCCUAGGUCCAAUCUGCUGGAGUUUUUGAGCUGAAGGUUCAUUCGUUUAGCAGUCCUCGAAGUCAGUGUGUCCCUGGUCGUCCGUGUCGCCUCUUUUUCCGUGUAUGUCUGAAGCAUGCUGCUCCUCAAGUCUCCCCGGAUCCCCCCUGCACCUUUGGAACCGCUCUUAGUGAAAUACUACCUGCUGAGUCUGGAGCCAUUGCUGGAAGCAGUCCGAUCCGAGUCCCCUUCCAUUUUAAGUGGCCGGGUACAUUUUCCCUUGUUAUUGAGUGCUGGAGUACGCAGUCUUCUGAGCAGUCCACAGAGAACCCUGAUAAUUUGCUCAGUCGAUUGGCAACGCGCCGGCGUCUUUCUAUUGGUGAAGACUGGUCCCAAGAUAUACAUCUGGGGCAACAGAGUGAGCUGCGUUAUUCCUACCAUGUCACUUGUGAUGAUCAUUACUAUGGAGACAGUUGUUCUGAUUACUGCCGACCAAGAGAUGACACCUUUGGACAUUAUACAUGUGAUCAGGAGGGGAAAAGGCUAUGUCUUUCUGGUUGGACAGGAGAAUACUGCUCUGAACCAAUCUGUCUGGCAGGCUGUAGUGAGACUCAUGGGUUCUGUGACGUUCCUGGAGAGUGUAAGUGCCGCAUGGGCUGGCAAGGACGUUUGUGUGAUGAAUGUCUUCGUUACCCUGGCUGCCUGCAUGGUGCCUGCUCUCAGCCAUGGGAAUGUACCUGCAAGGAAGGCUGGGGAGGCCUCUUCUGUAACCAGGAUCUCAACUACUGCACUAACCACCGACCAUGUCGCAAUGGAGCAAGCUGCACCAACACCGGCCAGGGAAGCUACUCCUGCACCUGCCGUGCUGGCUACACUGGGAAAACUUGUGAAAUAGAAACUAACGAGUGUGCCAGUAACCCAUGCAAGAACGGUGGCAGCUGCAACGACUUGGAAAAUGACUAUAAAUGUGUAUGUCCACGCGGGUUCUAUGGGAAAAACUGUGAUAUCAGCGCAAUCACUUGUGCAGAUGGCCCAUGCUUUAAUGGGGGUACAUGUGUAGAAAAGAACAAUGGAGGCUAUGUCUGUCGUUGCCCCUUCAGUUACCACGGCUCCAACUGUGAGAAGAAAAUUGACAGAUGCACCAACAGCCCCUGCCUUAAUGGUGGUCACUGCUUGGACGUGGGCCGUGUUGCUUUGUGUAAAUGUCGUUCAGGAUUUUCUGGCUCCCGAUGUGAGCUGAAUAUUGAUGACUGUGCUCAUGGGCCAUGUUCUAAUGGGGGAACAUGUGUUGAUGGGGUAAACAGCUACACGUGCUCUUGUACUUUAGGAUAUGGAGGCAAAGACUGCACCCUGCGCAUGGACGCUUGUAGUUCAAAUCCCUGUCAAAAUGGGGCCACCUGUUAUACUCAUUUCAGUGGCCAUGUGUGUCAAUGCCCAGUAGGCUUCAUGGGAUCUACCUGUGAGUUCAUGGUUGAAGAUCCCACACCAUCCUAUCGACGUGGAUCAGAUUCCUCAUCCUACUUGAUUACAAUAGCUUCUUUGGGGCUUGUUGCACUCUGUUUGCUGGGCUGUGGGUUAGUGAUGCUUCUGAAAUGGAUGAAGAGAGUACAGAGCAAAGAAAUGGAGAGAGUUACCAAUGAUCUGGAGCAAAAGAACAACCUGAAGGAGAAGGAACCAUUUUUGGUCUCUCCACAUUUCAUGAUGCCAAAGCAGGACAGCCUAAGAGAAAAAUCAAGCAGUAAACAGAAGCUUCUCCAAGGUUCUGACAGUGAGGAAGAGCGAAGUGGACGCAGAAGUAAUUGUUUGAAAUCAGAUGUCAGACACUGCAGUGCCUCUUCAGAGGAAGAAAUUUACUACCCAAUAUACAUACUGCCUGAGCCAUCUGCGCAAUGUAUAUUUGCAACUGAGGUGUAAUGGAUAACAAAGAAGAUUUCAAGACAACAUCUUUAAAACUCCAAGCUAUUUUUCAUGACUCAAGAUUUGUAUUUAUUUACUUAUUUAUUUAAUUAUUUAUAUAUAUUUAACAAAGAGAGCUAUUUAUAUUUAUAUUUGCUGAAAUCAAAAGACUGCUCAAAUAAACUCAAACUGUUGCCUACAAUUGGUUCCUAUGAGAUUCUCCCCGAAAGAGGAUUUGAGCCUCUUAACUGGGUUAGA